AUGCGCACCUCCACUUUCCUUCGGACAGCCUUGGUGCUGGCAAGCAGCUACUCUGCCAAUGCCGACAUCACCACUACUAUCGACCCAAAAUCCAACUGGGGAACCUGGGAAGGAUGGGGAACGUCGCUAGCAUGGUGGGCGCAGCAGUUUGGAGACAGAGAUGAUUUGGCAGACGUAUUCUUCACGCUUGAUCAAGUCAAGUAUAACGGUCAGACACUUCCAGGGCUCGGCUUCAACAUCGUUCGGUACAAUGCUGGUGCAUGCAGCUGGAAUUCGGUCGAUGGCGAAAGCAUGGUUUCGUCCCCAAAUGUCAAGAGAUCGAGGCAGAUGGAGGGAUUCUGGAUAGACUGGAAAAGCAGUGAUCCAACCUCUGCUAGCUGGAACUGGACGGUCGAUGUCAAACAACGAACGGCAUUGCAGAAAGCCAUUGCUCGUGGAGCCACCAGGACCGAGCUUUUCUCGAAUUCACCCAUGUGGUGGAUGACGAAGAACCACAACCCCUCUGGUUCCGCAGACGGCAGUGAAAACAUCCAAUCUUGGAACUUGGAGAAACAUGCCGUCUAUAUGGCCACUGUCGCCAAAUAUUUCAAAGACAAGUGGAACAUCGCCUUUGAAACCGUAGAAGCCUUCAACGAGCCUAGUGCCAACUGGUGGAAAGCGGAUGGCACGCAGGAAGGUUGCCACAUCGACGUUGCUACACAGGCCAAGAUUAUCGGUUACCUGGAUGCUGAACUUACAAGCCGUGGAUUGGCCACAAUGAUAUCGGCAUCCGACGAGUCAUACUACGAUCAAGCAGUCACUGCCCUUAAGAACAUUGGAAGCAGCGCUCUGAGCAAGAUCGACCGCAUCCAAGUACAUGGCUACCAAUAUAACAGCGGGGACCGUGCAAGUGUCCACUCGCUAGCCACACAGGCUGGUAAGAAGGUUUGGAACAGCGAGUAUGGCGACGGUGUAGCAUCUGGCGCAGAUAUGGCAAAAUAUCUCUUUAAGGAUAUGCGAUACCUGAAGCCAACUGCAUGGGAAUACUGGCAAGUCCUUGAUCAAGGCGGCUGGGGUCUCAUAGACGCAGACAAUGACGCGAAGACUCUCGGUGGGCCCACGCAAAAGUACUUUGUCCUCGCACAGUUUGCUCGCCAUCUGCGAGUUGGAAUGCGCAUCCUUGACGGCGGUAGGGACAACGUCGUUGCUGCAUACGACGCCAGCAAGUCAAAGCUCGUAAUUGUUGCUGUCAACUUCGAUGCCGCGCAGUACAUCAACUUUGAUCUUUCGAGCUUUACGACGCGUCCGGCGACGGGAGCGUCUGUUACUAGGUGGAGCACUCAGAUUGGAACCGGGGAACAGUAUGGACAGCAUGUCGACACUAAGAUUGACGGGACAAAAUUCUGGUCUUACUUUGGACAGAAUGUUGUCCAGACCUUUGAGGUUACAGGUAUCAAAUUGUAG
Molecule: messenger RNA, 1443 nt
Organism: Pyrenophora tritici-repentis Pt-1C-BFP
Lineage: Eukaryota; Fungi; Ascomycota; Dothideomycetes; Pleosporales; Pleosporaceae
Molecular function (GO): hydrolase activity, hydrolyzing O-glycosyl compounds
Source: RefSeq, a predicted model, not a curated record